UUUAUUCUACAGUAGAGUAUCGGGUUGGGUUUGUCUGACGCAGAUCACCUCUCUCCGGUCAUUUUACAAGGAGUCUUCAAGGAUUUCGCAACAAUAUGUCGAAAGAUGUCCCACGCGAGCCAGAGCAGCUGCGCAAGCUGUUCAUCGGAGGUCUGAGCUUCGAGACUACAGAUGAAAGUCUGCGGGCUCAUUUUGAACAAUGGGGGAGUCUUACAGAUUGUGUGGUCAUGAGGGACCCCAACACAAAGAGGUCCAGGGGUUUUGGCUUCGUAACAUACUCAUCAGUAGACGAGGUCGAUGCUGCCAUGACUGCCCGCCCCCACAAAGUUGAUGGCAGAGUUGUUGAACCUAAACGAGCAGUUUCCAGAGAGGACUCAAACCGGCCAGGUGCCCACGUGACAGUGAAGAAGAUAUUCGUUGGAGGCAUCAAGGAAGAUACAGAGGAGUCCCACCUGCGAGACUAUUUCCAGCAGUUUGGCAAAAUUGAAGUUAUUGAUAUCAUGACCGAUCGUAGCACUGGCAAGAAGAGGGGCUUUGCCUUUGUGACGUUUGAUGACCAUGAUUCUGUCGACAGGAUCGUCAUCCAGAAAUAUCACACAAUCAACUCCCAUAACUGUGAAGUGAGGAAGGCCUUAACACGCCAAGAAAUGCAGACUGCAGGAAUGGGUCGCAACGGUGGUGGUGGUGGCGGCGGAGGUGGAAGGCCAUACGACUUUGGAGACAGGGGCUUCAAUCAGGGUGGAAGGGGAAGAUAUGGAGAUGGUCCUUACAAUUGUAAUGGAGGGGAUGGUGGCUAUGGAGGUGGACCUGGGGGGCCUGGCGGAUAUAAUAAUGGUGGCAACCGGGGCUAUAACCAAGGCUACAACCAGGGUGGCGGCGGAGGCGGCGGUGGAGGUGGAGGAGGAGGUGGUGGAUAUGGAGGAAACGGAGGAAAUGGUUAUGACAGCUAUGGAAACUGUGGAGGUGGUGGCGGCGGAGGAAACAGCUAUAAUAACAUGGGCCACUACGACUCGCAGACCUCUAACUUCGGCCCAAUGAAGAGCUUCGGCGGCAGCGGCGGUGGUGGCGGCGGCGGCGGCAGGAACUUCGGUGGCUAUGGCGGUAACUCUAACAGUGGAUAUAACCGACGUGGACAGUUUUAAAAUGUGAAGUGGACUAUGUACUUAGGAGAGGAGAGCGAGGAGAGCAGGCGAAUGACAGGGCAGCUGCAGGUUUCCUCCUAAAUCUGCUCAGCCAAACAGUUGUGGCAGGUUACUGCUGCUGCAAGACGAGAUGUACAAUAGCUUAAUCAUGGAGGGUCUUCAUUUAAACGUUUUGUGCUUUUUCAUCAAAUGUGUUACUGGAAAGCAAGCAUUCCAAUAAGGUUUUAUGUAGAUUUUUUUUUUUUUUCUUCAUUGAGUCUGGUUUUUAUUUGUAACUGCAACCAAUCAAGCUGAAAUAAAACAUCUUUCAGUUUUUUUAAA
Labrus bergylta (ballan wrasse) is the source of this 1463-nucleotide messenger RNA. Lineage: Eukaryota; Metazoa; Chordata; Actinopteri; Labriformes; Labridae. The record is from RefSeq and is a predicted model, not a curated record.